AUGGACCAACAACAAGCGGCACAGGUCCUCCAGUCGCUCCAGGAACUACAGACCGAGGUCAAUCGACUAAGAGGCCGAGAAGCUGAACUGACAGCACAGGUCGCUUCUUUUGGUGCCGGUUCGGCUGCUUCAGCUGGACCUGGCAGUGCACUGGCACAGUUGGUGCAGUCACAAAAGGAGCUUGUGGACGCCCUUAGAUCGAAAGAACAAGUCCGGUUGGUCGACAACAAGGGCCUUGGCAAGCCCGACAAGUUUGAUGGGACAGCCGAAAGAUUCUUGUCAUGGAAAAUCAAGACGUCCUCCUAUCUUGCAAGUGUUCGCAAAGACAUUCGUGAGAUUCUGGUUUGGGCCGAAGAUUGCGAUCAUGCAAUCACUGCAGAUGACAUCGACAAGGCUUUUGGGAGUCAAGCAGAUGCCAUUGACCAGGUGUCGAACAUCAGUGAAUUGAGACGCGAGCUUUGGGACGCGCUGCUAAUGCUGACAGAGCGUGAGCCCUUUGACAUCGUGCUGAACACCGGGGAAUGCGGCAUCGAAAGCUGGAGAAAGCUCACGCGGAGGUACGACCCAUCCACUGGUGGUCGCAAACGCGCUCUCCUCAAUGCAAUCUUGUCACCGGCUCGGUCCAAGAUGGAAGAUUUGCCGUCCAACCUGGAGAAGCUUCUUGACAGCAUCAGACUUUAUGAACGUCGCAAAGACGCAUCUGGCAACCGAACGAUGUUGGCAGAAGACAUCAAGAUCAACGUGAUUGAACGAUUGGUGCCGGCAGAGCUCGAGCGUCAUCUCGUUCUCAAUCGAGAUCGCUUCAAGACGUUCGAGUCCAUGCUGUCCGAGAUCCAGUCCUAUGUGGAACAUGCCACCGGCAACAAGAUCAAGGUGGUGAAUAGCCAGCCCUACGACGCACAUGGCCGUGGGGACGAUCCUAUGGAUGUCGGAAGCUUUGGAAAAGAUGCGAAGGGAAAAGGUAAGGGCAAGAAGGGAGCUGGAGGAAAACCUGGAAAGGGAAAUGCAACAGCUGAGAAGAGAACAUGUCACAACUGCGGACGCCCAGGACAUCUGCGGGCAGAUUGCUGGGCACCUGGAGGCCCCAAACAUAAGGGGACGGGUGGCAAAGGCAACAGCAAUCAGAAUAAGGACAAGGGCAAGGGCAAAGGCAGCCCCGGAAAGCACAAGCAGAAGCCCAAAGGAGGCAAAUCUGUGAACAAUGUCGAACAAGGUGAACCAGAAGCAGAAGACUGGGACGCAGCUGAUGGCGACGAUGGUCAACAAGCAGCAAAUGGUUUAACGCUCUAUGGCGUUGAUGGGCCACCACAUGACGAGGAUGACGACGAAAGUUUCCAGGUCGAUCCCGAGUCCGAGGAGUCGGAAGCCUCGACAAGUCGCAGAAGGUGGUUUUCUUUGCCUCACCCACGUGCGUCAUGGCCUGAAGAGUGGGACGACCCCGACUAUGAUGGACCGAGUGGAUCGAGCACCUCGAACGCCACAGGGAAGACCCAAGAGGGGCAGAAGUCCAAAGAGCUCAACACCAAAGAGAGGCAAAGCAAGCAGAUCAGAGCCAGUCACUCCGGAGUCAGCACUCCGACGCUUUCGAAUGACUUCGAUGACACCACCACCAAGGAGAAGGUUGAGGUGAAGCCACCACCACCUGUCAAGGCAUCAUCGGCAGCUUCGACUUCAGGUUCUCGACUUGUCCAGAUGCUGAAGGCUGCGCUGAGUUCACAAAUCCGCAAAGUCCAAGAAGAAGAUCCUGGUUCAGGAGAUGGCCAGGCAGAUGCGAUGUUAGCGGCUUUGAGGACUAGAUCUGUCAAGGCACCGCACAUCACAAAGCAGAACAUCAGCGAUCCUUCUUUCCACGACUCGAGAUACCAUGCCGAGAUUGCCAAAGGUGUUGCACACAAUGUGGCCUGGAGAAAUGAACGUUUGAGAAGACGUGCAAUCGUCCACCGACGAGGAGGAGUCAAGGAUGAAGACAACUUGGAUGCGGGCAUCGAGACGGUGGUUGUGGGCAAAGCUGGUCAGAGCACAGUGAUAGAGUUUUCAAUGGAAGAGCGGAAAACUUUGAGGCAGUUCCCGGACGACGAGGCCAAGUUGCUGCGGAAGGAUCCCAAGAAGAAACCCAUGACCAAGCGUGUUCGAAGCGUUGGGUACAGGGUGAAGAAGAAUCGCAACCGCAAUGUGGCGCGCAAGAUGGCGAGGAAGAACCGACCAGCCUUGGUUCUGAAGGAAAACACUGAAGUGAACGCAGAUGAAGAUGAUGAUGAAAUGGAAGAGGUCUACAUCGAAGAGCCUGAUGAGCCUCGAGACCGACCAGGCAGAGGAGACCCCGAUGGUGGAGCUGGAUCGGCUCCUGCUGCAGUCUACAGCUUGGGGGCCUCUGACGACUGGCGAAAAUGGGAACGAGCAGAGUUGAACAUCGACACCGGUGCUGCCAUCACUGCAGUACCACUUGACUUCGCCAAGGACUACCCGAGGAGCGAGUCCAAUGGAGCAAGCUACAAGGCAGCCAAUGCGGAACCCAUCGAAGAUCAGGGAAGUGUGAAGCUGGUGGGAUACGACGAAUCUGGCAACAAGAUCCCAAUCGAUUGCCGAGUUGCAGAUGUGCAUCGGCCACUUCUUUCAGGUUCCGAGAUCGCCAAGAACUACCACAUCGCCCUUGGACCAUCUUCGGGGAGAUUGAUCCCAAGAAACACUCCUGCGGGACGGGCCUAUUCGAAGGCCAUGAAAGAUCUGAUCCGAGAUUAUGGCGAUUCAAUGCCCAUUGUGCACAAUCGCCGAGGCAUCUAUGUGUUGGACUAUUGGGUGUCACCUUUUCAGGGGCAUCCUCAAGAGGAGUAA
Cladocopium goreaui is the source of this 2832-nucleotide messenger RNA. The record is from the annotation of a GenBank genome assembly. NCBI's taxonomy places the organism in Eukaryota, Dinophyceae, Suessiales, Symbiodiniaceae.